Messenger RNA from Ylistrum balloti, 2418 nucleotides. RefSeq lists its product as uncharacterized. The record is from RefSeq and is a predicted model, not a curated record. The transcript has 17 exons. Lineage: Eukaryota; Metazoa; Mollusca; Bivalvia; Pectinida; Pectinidae. The coding region runs from base 1 to 2418 and encodes 805 amino acids.
AUGUAUAUGGGUACACGGCCACCUCCGGGACAGUAUAUGAAGGUUACUCCUACACCUUCAGCUGUAACUCCUGUUGUUAUGUUGGUGAUAUUCUCUGUUACAGGGUACACGGCCACCUCCGGGACAGGUACACGGCCACCUCCGGGACAGUAUAUGAAGGUUACUCCUACACCUUCAGCUGUAACUCCUGUUGUUAUGUUGGUGAUAUUCUCUGUUACAGGGUACACGGCCACCUCCGGGACAGUAUAUGAAGGUUACUCCUACACCUUUAGCUGGUACACGGCCUCCUCCGGGACAGUAUAUGAAGGUUACUCCUACACCUUCAGCUGUAACUCCGGUUAUUUUAUCGAUAUGAUAUCAGCGACUUACUACAAAUGUUCCUCCUCGAGCAGCGACGUUACGUCAACAUUGGAGUCGUACCUGGAUGGAACCACCUCCACCAGACUGACCAUAAGUGACAGUUUGCUUGGACAUACGACCACUUCUUGUACAGGGUAUUUAAUCUCCAGCUGGUAUUGUGGCCAUGAUGCGCAGUUGGUGAAUCACAGAGGACCAUGGACCUUGGUGUACAAGGCACCAGCGGGUACGACAGUAUCAGGAUACAAUGAUUACUACUCGCACUUCGCAGACAGCACCACUUCUAGCACUUUGAACGACGGAUCCGUGACAGUCAUGCGAGACUUCGGUUCUGGCGGAAGUGCAUUCAAAUCUUCCAAACUGCUACAGUGGGAAUCUGGCAUCACCAUAUCGGCUGUGAAGUUGUCAGUCUUUAAAGAUGGAGAGGAGGCUGCCUAUGUUAUAUUUGAUGCACGUGGGAAAGGGAAGUUGGAAUGGUUUGACUGUGAUAACAUUGUUGGCUCCAGUUACACAGAUAUAGCAUCCUAUUCUGAGAAUUACUGCGGACUCUCACCGUACUCAUCAAAUUACAAAAGAAACUUCUACAUCAAUGCCUACGGUACUGCAUGUACAAGCACUUAUGGAUGGAUAAUGUUAAAAGACUACAAUUCCAUAUCUGGAUGUUCUGUGUGGGACCCAGCUACAACCAGUAAUCCAUAUAUAAAGUAUUCUACUAGUACCACACUGCAGAAUUUUUACACUGGUUCAAUAGGCAAUGGUGACAGCCUGGCUAUAUUCAUUAUGGAAUGGCACAUGGUUUUCAAGGGAAUCCAAGGUGUGACCCCUGCGGCAGGGUCACUGGAAACACUGUGGACGGGGUCUACUGUUGAAAAUGACAACGAUGACACGAAAACCACCAUUACAAACUCACCAAGUGAUACUGUAAAAUCAAGUCUGGUGGAGGACUGGCAGGGAUACUUUACUAUGAUUGAUAUGGUGAAGUACGCGUAUUUCACAAGCGGCGAAGAAAAAGCAUAUGUCGUGUUUGAUGGACGAGGUACAACAAAGUCAACAUGGUUUGCUGACGGAAAAGAAAUAUAUUCUAGUUACACUGACAUCACAACAGAUACACCAACCACAAGUGGUAUAACAGGUGACACAUACCGUAAGUUUGCUCUGAUACGAACUAGUAGUUCAUGUUCCGGUUUAUCGGCCUGGAUGAUGGUUCUGGAUGUUGGAGGAAGUGUAGCCUGCUCGUUUGAUAAUAAUGUACAAACACGCCCCUACUUCCUGUAUAGUGGCGGUACAACAGACAGUGUUGCAGAGUCAGGUGGUUUGUGGUACUCCGCUGGAUUUCCCGCUGCACAUACUAUGGGCAUUUUUGUGAAAGGGUUUUACCCAGUGAUGAAGUGGGCCAGAGGUCAAACAAUAUCCCCAGCUUCCAGUGUCUACAACCUUUGGACUGGGACGUAUACAUUGAAUGAAUUUACAACUUCUGCUCAUUCGUUUGCUGCCUCUACAGCUACAUAUAAAUCCAGUAUUGUAGACAGUUGGACAAGUUAUUACAUCAAGGCGGUUCGUGUGUCUAUGUACAGUGGUGGGUCUGAAGUGGCCUACGUGGUGUUUGAUGCCCAUGAAUCAGACAAAACGACCUGGUUUGAUUGUGAUAGAAUUUUGUACACGAAUUACCAGGAUCUAAACCGACGGACAGGCUCAUUUACGCACUGUAGUAUUGCUGGAGACUCCUCGGCAUACAGACGUUUUUUUAUUGAGUACACUUACUCAAGUUGUACCACAGCAGGAGGAUGGAUUGGUGUAUUUGAAGGGUCUGAUUGUGGAUUUGAUAACCUUGGUACAUCACCAUUCGCAUUAUACAGUGAUACAUUGCCUGGGUUUGAAUACAAUAUCACCAUGGACAAUUUCUGUGACUUUAGUCCUUGUCAGAAUGGAGGCACAUGCUACCACAGGGGUGUAAAGUAUGAUUGUGUCUGUGCUGGAGAUUACUAUGGAUUAGACUGUGCUGACCGUAAGUUCAGGUUUGACUACCACAAGUUUACCUAUUUGUUAAUCAAGUAUGUUUAA